UGUGCAUUUGGGAUUGCAAGACCUCUCGCUGCCCUUUACAUGUAUUGUUGUCACAGGAAAGCAAAAAAAAAGAAAAGCUUUGAAUUGAAACAUGCUUGGUUUAUUCAACACAGGUUGAGUUUGAUGGGAAUGAAGACUCCGUCUUUUUUGCUGAUGGCCAACGUCGAAUUGAUUUUGUAUUGGUUUACGAGGAGGAGCACAGAAAAGCGGGAGACAAAAAGAGAAUGAGAUCAAUUCUAAGCAGAAAGAGAAAAAGAGCAUUCUUUCAAGAAAACUUAAUGAAAGAAGGCAUACAGAUUGAAGCAACAAAAUCGGUUAUGGAUCGCAACCUUAUUUUUCUGAAACUCCACGCACCGUGGGAAGUGCUCUGUCAUUAUGCUGAACUCCUUCACAUCAAACUACCUCUACAUUCCAUUGACAUGAAACAGAAACCCUCCACAUUCAACUGCAUCACUAAGAUUUUCUCAGUGGAUGAAGACAAAAUUCCACCAGAGCCUGAAUAUUUCACUGCGCCUUUUGAGAUGAAUCGUAUUAAAAGUUUCCAAAUUGACGAUCGUGAUUCUUUCUUCCCACCAGCUACUCGAAGCAGAAUAGUAAGAUAAUAUCAGACUGUGUUACUGCUAUCUUUUGGGCUGUAUUUGUAUUAAAAUAUAGCAAGGCUGAUUAUGUACAGAAUGUAUGUAUCUCUCAUGACCAGAUGUAGAACAGUUUCUCUUUAUGCCCACUUCUUUACAGAAUCCCUACAGUGUGGAAGCAGGCCAUUCAGCCCACACUGACCCUCCAAAGAGCAUCUCACCCUAUAACACUGCAUACCCUAUGGCUAAUCCACCUAGCCUACAGUUCCCUGGACACUACAGCAAUUUAAUAUGGCCAGUCCAUCUGAUGUACACAGGUUUGGACUGUGGGAGGAAACCCACAUAGACACAGGGAGAGUGUGCAAACUCCACACAGACGGUCACCCAAAGGUGGAAUUGAACCCAGGUCCCUGGUGCUGCGAGACAGUUGUGCUAACCACUGAGCCACCAUGCCACCCCAACUAUGAAAGACAUGUAUGGUCAGGUUUACCUCCAGUUUUUUUAAUGAGUAAUUUAUAUAAAUAAUAAAGAAUAAGAAUUUUUAA
Messenger RNA from Rhincodon typus (whale shark), 1120 nucleotides. Its product is annotated as anoctamin-6-like. The transcript is spliced from 3 exons. Bases 225 to 602 code for a protein of 125 amino acids. Gene Ontology annotation, molecular function: protein dimerization activity. NCBI's taxonomy places the organism in Eukaryota, Metazoa, Chordata, Chondrichthyes, Orectolobiformes, Rhincodontidae. The record is from RefSeq and is a predicted model, not a curated record.